GAGAGCUCCGUACACCGGGCGCAAACACAUGACGGGUCACGUCCUGGGGGAACCGGGCGGCGGGGCUCACGCGGACGACAACGCCGCCAUCCGCAUCAACGUGGGCGGCUUCAAGAAGCGUCUCCAGUCCGACACUCUCUCCCGGUUCCCCGAGACGAGGCUUGCGCGUCUACUCCACUGUCAGUCCAAAGAGUCCAUACUGGAGCUGUGCGACGACUACGACGACACAGAGAAAGAGUUUUACUUCGAUAGAAACCCGGCUCUCUUCCCCUACGUGCUGAAUUUCUACAACACAGGGCGGCUGCACGUCAUGGCCGAGCUGUGCAUCUUCUCCUUCAGCCAGGAGAUCGAGUACUGGGGCAUCAACGAGUUCUUCAUUGACUCCUGCUGCAGCAGCGCCUACCACUGUAGGAAAAUGGACCAGGACCGAGAAGACUGGGACGAGCGGAGCGAUGAAGGGAGCACCACGUCGUCUUUCGACGAGCUGCUGGAGUUUUAUAACGACGCCACCAAGUUCGACAAACAGCUGCUGGGGAGCGCACGGAGGCGCAUCUGGUUAAUGCUGGACAACCCCGGCUACUCGGUGGCCAGCCGCAUCAUCAGCAUCUUCUCUAUCCUGGUGGUGCUUGGCUCCAUCGCCACCAUGUGCAUGAACAGCAUGAGCGAGUUCAGCCUGUUGGACGGCGAGGGGCAACCCACAGAGGACCCCCGUUUCGAGACUGUGGAGCACUUUGGCAUCGGCUGGUUCACUCUGGAGCUGGUCGCCAGGUUCGUAGUGGCGCCAGAUCUUCUGCAUUUCUUCGAGCACCCGCUAAACGUUAUAGACCUGGUGUCCAUACUUCCGUUUUACCUGACACUCCUUAUAAACCUGGUGGUGGAGAGCAGCCCGGCGCUGGCUAACCUGGGACGCGUUGCGCAAGUGCUGAGGCUGAUGAGGAUUUUCCGCAUUCUGAAACUGGCCCGCCACUCCACAGGGCUGCGCUCCCUGGGGGCCACCCUCCGGAACAGCUACAAAGAGGUGGGCCUGCUGCUUCUCUACCUGGCUGUAGGGGUGUCGUUUUUCUCCGUCAUGGCCUACACGGUGGAGAAAGAGGACAGCGAGGAUCUCUCCACCAUCCCGGCGUGCUGGUGGUGGGCCACCGUCAGCAUGACCACCGUUGGGUAUGGAGACGUGGUGCCGGUGUCCAUAGCGGGCAAGCUGACCGCCUCGGCGUGUAUCCUGGCUGGGAUCUUAGUAGUUGUGCUUCCGAUCACGCUUAUUUUCAAUAAAUUCUCCCUCUUCUACAAGAGACAAAAACAGCUGGAGAUCGCAAUGAGAAGCUGUGAUUUUGACGAGGGGAUAAAAGAGGUGCCCUCAGUCAACCUGAGGAACUAUUACGCACACAAAGUCAAAUCCCUCAUGGCGAGCUUAUCAAACAUGAGUCGGAGUUCACCCAGCGAACACAGUCUGAACGAAUCAAUACACUGAAACGGUUCCAUCAGGGGCACCCGGUCAGCUUGGGUGACGCCGUCCGUUCAAUGCGGCUGCGUGAGGAGCUGUCCGGGGUGCUGAAAGCGCUGGCCCGAAAGCCCACUUCCUUCCACUGGUGUUUGACGGUUUGCCUCUCUGUAGCUCAGUGCAAUAACGUGUUAACCUGUGUGUCAGUGACAUUGAGAAAGUAGGCAAAUGUACAGGACAGCCUGAAUAUAAUAUCUAACCCUGCAGCCCGAAAGACAGUCCCAAAAGGUGUCACACUGUUGUCCACCCUCCAGCUGUACUUGUCCUGAUCACAU
Molecule: messenger RNA, 1773 nt
Organism: Xiphias gladius (swordfish)
Lineage: Eukaryota; Metazoa; Chordata; Actinopteri; Istiophoriformes; Xiphiidae
Product: potassium voltage-gated channel subfamily S member 2-like
Exons: 2
Coding region: 29-1468 (479 amino acids)
Biological process (GO): regulation of delayed rectifier potassium channel activity; protein homooligomerization; potassium ion transmembrane transport
Cellular component (GO): membrane; voltage-gated potassium channel complex
Molecular function (GO): voltage-gated potassium channel activity; protein binding
Source: RefSeq, a predicted model, not a curated record